This is a messenger RNA of Acanthosepion pharaonis, 1185 nucleotides long. The record is from the annotation of a GenBank genome assembly. Lineage: Eukaryota; Metazoa; Mollusca; Cephalopoda; Sepiida; Sepiidae.
AUGUAUGCACUUCUAUCUAUCUAUCUAUCUAUCUAUCUAUCUAUCUAUCUAUGUUUGUAUGUAUUUAUCUAUCUAAUUCUCUUCAUAUCUAUUUCUCUCUCUCUCUCUAAUUCUCGUUAUAUUUUUCUAUCUCUCUAUCUAUGUAAUUCUCUUCAUCUCUAUCUAUAUUUCUAUGUAUGUAUGUAUCUAUAUAUGUAUCUAAUUAUCUUCAUAUGUAUCAAUCUCUUUACGUAUCUAUCUAUCUAUCUAUCUAUCUAUCUAUCUAUCUAUCUAUCUAUCUAUCUAAUUCUCUUCCCCCCUCUCUCUCUCUAUAUAUAUUUAUCUAAAAAUAUGUGUGUAUCUAUCUAUUUAUUUAUCUAUUUAUAUAUCUAUCUAUCAAAGGCUAUGUAUCUAUCUAUCUGUCUGUUCAUAUCGAUCUAUCUAUUUCAUUUACCUAUCAGUGUGUCCAUAUCUAUCUAUCUUAGUCGGUUCAUUAUCUAUCUAUCUAUCUAUCUAUCUAUCUAUCUAUCUAUCUAUCUAUCUAUCUAUCUUAGUUGGUUCAUAUCUAUCUAUCUAUCUAUCUAUCUAUCUAUCUAUCUUAUUCGUUUCAUAUCUAUCUAUCUAUGUAUCCAUCUUAGUCUGUUCAGAUCUAUCUAUCUAUCUAUCUAUCUAUCUAUCUAUCUAUCUAUCUAUCUAUCUUUGUGCAUAUUACCAUUACAUCUAUCUAUCUAUCUAUCUAUCUAUCUAUCUAUCUAUCUAAGUCUGUUCAUAUCUAUCUAUCUAUCUAUCUAUCUAUCUCUCUAUCUAUCUAUCUAUCUAAGUCUGUUCAUAUCUAUCUAUCUAUCUAUCUCUCUAUCUAAGUCUGUUCAUAUCUAUCUAUCUAUCUAUCUAUCUAUCUAUCUAUCUAAGUCUGUUCAUAUCUAUCUAUCUAUCUAUCUAUCUAUCUCAUCUGUUUAUAUCUAUCUAUCUAUCUAUCUAUCUAUCUAUCUAUCUAAGUCUGUUUAUAUCUAUUUAUCUGUAUAUCUCUCUAAUUGGGUCUAUUCAUAUCUAUCUCUAUCUCAGCCUGUUUCUUUCAAUUUAUAUCUCUCUCUCUCAGUCAAUUUAUAUCUAUCUAUCUAUCUAUCUAAUUGGGUCUGUUCAUAUCUAUCUAUCUAUCUAUCUAUCUAUCUAUCUAUCUAUCUAUCUAUCUAUCUAUCCUUUGAGUGA